Aureobasidium uvarum is the source of this 411-nucleotide messenger RNA. The record is from the annotation of a GenBank genome assembly. Lineage: Eukaryota; Fungi; Ascomycota; Dothideomycetes; Dothideales; Saccotheciaceae.
AUGAGCGACGAGAACAAGACCACUUCCCAGGGCGGUGCCCCCAUUCUUAACGACGCCGAACACCAGCAGGUCCACGCCCAGAUGGCCNNAGCGGCAAGGGCAAGGCCAAGGCUGUCGAAGAUAUGGACAUGGACGACGACAGCUCUUCUGAGGAAGAAGAACAGGUUGGUCACAUCACUUCUUUUCACACCAAGAACGUACGCUAAAUGGUAUUCACAGGCCGCUCCCGAGGAACACGAGGAGGGUGAAGAAGACAACAUGGAGGAGAUUGACGAGAGCAACAUCCUCUCCGGUGGCAGACGCACUCGCGGCAAGACUAUCGAUUUCGCCAAGGCUGCCGAAGGCCUCGACGACGACGAAGACGAGGACGAGGACGACGACUUCGAGGACCCCGAGGACAUGCAGCAGUAG